UCCAGUGACCUUCCAAUACAUGACGGCGAGGAAGAGAGAUGACGAUGGGCGAGCAAGGUAGGGAAAGAAGAUCCAAGGCGAGAGGGAGGAGUUUGGUGAGAAUUCGGGGUAUAAAAGCUCUACAAACUCAUCCUCCAGCAUCAGACGCCAGUCUCUCCUUCCAGCUGACUCAGGAUCUAUAUUCUUCUUUUCCAGGUCAUCCAUUUGCUGGACGGCAACCAUGAAGGCUCUCCUGUUCAUUGUUCUGCUGGGUUUAUCCACCGCUGAUAAACGUCCUCCCACAAGUUACGGAGCACCUAAUGGAGGUUUCGGUAAUGGGUUUGGUGCGUCAAAUGGAGCCCCAAGCAAUGGAUAUACGCCUCCAGGAAGCAAUGGCUUAGGAGCUUCUCCAAGUAACGGAAAUGGAUUUGGAAUCUCCUCAGGCAAUGGGUUUGCAGGUGCUCCAAGUAAUGGAUAUGGAGCUCCCCCAAGUAACAGGUAUGGUCCCCCAACAGGUUCUUAUGGACUAGAUCCGGAGCUGGUUGCUCUGCAGGAGAACAUCCCUGGAGGAGGCGUUCCCGGUGAGGACUACCCAGUCUUGUCUUCUCCACCAGACACUGGCUUCUCUUGUGAUGACCAGGCAGUGCCUGGUUAUUACGCUGACACCGCUCCUGAUGCCAGCUGCCAGGUGUUCCACAUUUGCCAGGACCGUGCCCUCAGACGCCAGAAGGACUCAUUCCUGUGCCCCAACGGUACCAUCUUCAACCAGCAGUACCUGGUGUGUGACUGGUGGUUCAACGUAGACUGUUCUCAGGCUGAGAACUUCUACUCCGUCAACGAACAGAUUGGUGUCGUCCCCAGUGCUGGCUAUGGUUAUGGUCCCAUUGCUAAUGGUAUUGCCAAUGGUAAUGGUUAUGCAAAUGGAAAUGGAUCCAACGGAAAUGGCGCCAAUGGUAAUGGCAGGACAGGAAACAAUGGAUACGGAUCCAAUGGAGCUGGAAGAAAUGGAAACGGAGCUGGAAAUGGUUCCAAUGGUAAUGGUAGAAAUGGAAACAAUGGUUAUGGAUCCAAUGGAAAUGGAAGAAAUGGGAAUGGCGCUGGUAAUGGUGCCAGUAAUGGGUAUAGUGCUCCAGUUGCUCCCUCAGAUUCCUAUGGAACUCCAUUUUAA
This is a messenger RNA of Cherax quadricarinatus, 1147 nucleotides long. RefSeq names its product pro-resilin-like. Lineage: Eukaryota; Metazoa; Arthropoda; Malacostraca; Decapoda; Parastacidae. Gene Ontology annotation, molecular function: chitin binding. Gene Ontology annotation, cellular component: extracellular region. The record is from RefSeq and is a predicted model, not a curated record.